AUGAGCAUGUUUCUUAAUAUACUUAUUUUUAUUGAUGCAGCAAGUGUUGCCUUUUUGUUAAUAACAUUUCUUAUGAUCAAUAUAAAUGAAGAAAGCUUAGAAUUAAGUCAAGAACAUAGAGAAAAUGGAAAAAAAGCAUUGGUUGUAGCCAUAAUAUUGUAUGUUAUUUUCCUUGUUUUAUUAUUUAUUUACAAAGCUUAUAAAAACAAACGUAAAUUAUAUACCAACUUUUUUAUGAAAAAGAGAAACGCACCCAAAUAUGUGCAACUAGCAAGUACUUAUUUAUCUGCAAGUGACGAAUAUGAACAAUAUGAAUUAAAUAAAAUUUAA
This is a messenger RNA of Plasmodium adleri (nom. inval.), 330 nucleotides long. Its product is annotated as conserved Plasmodium protein, unknown function. The transcript has a single exon. The coding region runs from base 1 to 330 and encodes 109 amino acids. NCBI's taxonomy places the organism in Eukaryota, Apicomplexa, Aconoidasida, Haemosporida, Plasmodiidae. The record is from RefSeq and is a predicted model, not a curated record.